AUGGUUGUGUCGCUGCGGAGCUGGGUCGCCAACGAGGGGGGAAAACAUUUGGUCCUGAUGCUGUGGUUGGGAGCUAACACCUGGCUGUUCCUAAAGACCUUCCUGCUCUAUGCCACUGGACAGCAGUAUCACUACCUCUACAAGAUGCUCGGGCUCGGUCUGUGCAUCAGCAGGGCGUCUGCGUCUGUGCUGAACCUGAACUGCAGCUUGGUGCUGUUGCCCAUGUGUCGCUCCCUGCUCACCUUUGUCCGAGGAACACACACGGUAUCGAGCAGAAAGACACGCAGACUGCUGGACAAGAGCAAGACCUUUCAUGUGGCCUGUGGAGUCACCAUCUGCAUCUUCUCUGUUGUGCAUGUGUCUGCCCACCUGGUGAACGUGGUGAACUUCAGUGUAAGCUACUCGGACGACUUUCCUUCUCUCAAUUUGGCUCGCUACAGAGGAGAGGACCCCAAGCUGAUCAUUUUGACCACAAUCCCAGGAGUCACGGGCAUCCUGUUGGUUCUCGUCCUCUUCCUGAUGUUCACGUCCUCCUCCUACUGCGUACGGGUGUCCAACUAUGAGAUCUUCUGGUACACACACAACCUCUUCAUUGUCUUCUACAUCAUCCUUAUGGUGCACAUGGUCGGUGGAGCUCUGAAAUAUCAGACCAACAUAGAGGCCCACCCUCCUGGCUGCUUCAGAACCAAUGAGAAUAGCACAGAGCAGCAGGGCAAGGAGCUGGACCAGGGAGAGGAUGAAGAGAGGAGAUGCAGAGAGGAGGCUCACUUCCAGCCGCACUACCCCCAGACAUGGCUUUGGGUGUCCGGCCCUCUCUGCCUCUACUGUGCGGAGCGUUUCUACCGCUACAUCAGGAGCAGUGACCCCGUUACCAUAGUGACAGUCAUCAGGCAUCCCUGUGAUGUUAUUGAGUUGCGCAUGCUAAAGAAGAACUUCAAAGCUCGUCCUGGACAGUAUAUUCUUCUUAACUGUCCAGGUGUCUCUUCAUUUGAGAACCAUCCCUUCACACUAACAACAUGUCCCACAGAGAACAAGGAAACUUUUGGCAUCCAUCUCCGAGUCGUGGGAGACUGGACUGAGCGGUUCACACAGCUGUUACUUCCUCAACCAAGGAUAGACUUGGAGAUCCUUCCCAUGGUGCAACAGAGGAGAUACCCCAAGCUUUACGUGGAUGGUCCAUUUGGGAGUCCAUCAGAAGAAGUGUUUAACUACGACGUCAGUCUGUGUGUUGCUGGUGGAAUAGGAGUCACACCCUUUGCGUGCAUGCUGCAUGCUCUGCUUGAUGGUUGGAGGGGUUUCAGGUUGCAGAGGUUGUAUUUUGUUUGGGUCUGCAGGGAGCUACAGUCCUUCUACUGGUUUGCUGAACUGCUGUGCGCCCUUCAUCACAAGCUUUGGAAGGAAAACAGACCAGACUACUUUAAUCUGAAGCUGUACGUCAGUCGGACAGACAGUCUGCAGAGCAUGUCUGAGGAGAAGUACCGCCCACUCACUUCGAGGCUGCUGGUUGGUCGACCCAGGUGGAAGUUACUGUUGGAUGAGAUCGGGAAGACCAAUAAGCAUAAGCGAGUUGGGGUUUUCUGUUGUGGACCUAAGGGCAUCUCCAAGACCCUGCACAGACUGUGUAACUCAGCCCAGUCCUCUGGAACAACCUUUGAAUUUAACAAGGAGUCUUUCAGCUGAUCAAACCGGUUCUACACUUCCUUAGUGAGAAAAACAAAAACAGCAACUUUGGGAUGGAUGGAUUUUCAUACAUUUUUUGGGAAAAUUCUUUUCUUUUUUUGAAGUAAAUCUCUGGAUACCUUUGGCCAAUCUUGGUUACUUGAAAUAAGAAUCUGUAGGCAAGCUGUCAGAUGUCCUUUGGCAUCUGUGAAACUGGCCAAAAAACACAAACAUUCACAGACUAUAUUUAUAUUUUCUAUGCACCCCUGCCCAUAGUCACAGAAGGCCCAAGAUCUCAAGACCUUGACAUGUAGCAUGAGGCCUCUUGCUCUUUACAAAACAACUGGACCCCUGACUGAGAGCUCCAAGAACUUCAGCUUCAGCAUCUGAUGGGACCAGCUUGGAUCCUCCUCUCCUGAUCUGUUUUUUUGAAGUUUCUGUUGGAUUUAAUCUUUUUCCUUAAUAAUCCACCCCACUGUGGAGUAAGUGUUUUUUUCUCAUGUUUGAAUCUAAUGUGAGAAAUCCAGCAAUGUUGCAACCACAAAGACAACAAGAUAAUGAUAUUAUACCAGAGGGAGUUCAACUUUCAGUGGACUAGGCCGAAACAUCAUGCAGGGACCAGACAAAUUGUUUUUUAUUCAAAUGUUUAAGAUGACUUAAAUAACCAGAGAAGUGAACCCACAUUGCCUUUGGCAUGCAAUCACAACAACAUGGGAGGUGUAAGCUCAUGAGUGCUGACAAAUGACUACACUGUUGUUUUAUCUUGACUAAAACUAGUUCAACCUCUACGUAUAUUGAUGGAAUGGAAGAGGAUGAUGGGAUUUUAGCUCUUGGAGUGGGACUAGCACGGGGUCUUAAUAUCCCACUCAUGAAAGCAGGAUUUGUAGUGUCUGAGCUGGGAGACAGAGCUCAGUAUCUGAUUGGUUUAUAAGACUGUCAUUCAUCAGGAUGGGACAGAUGAUUUGCUUUCAACAGAGAAAAGGAGUGGAGCCAAAAUGGACACACAAUGGACACUUGAAACAGUCUUUGAUUUCAUCCUGUUGUUUUGAAGAUUUGCCGUUACACCUCAAGCCAGUACUUUUAGUUAGUUUUUUUUUAGUUUUUUUUCAAUUUAUUUAUAUUAAAAAAAUAUAUUUUAUCUUAUGUGAAAAACUU
Molecule: messenger RNA, 2814 nt
Organism: Toxotes jaculatrix (banded archerfish)
Lineage: Eukaryota; Metazoa; Chordata; Actinopteri; Toxotidae
Product: NADPH oxidase 4
Exons: 18
Coding region: 1-1680 (559 amino acids)
Biological process (GO): superoxide anion generation; defense response
Cellular component (GO): NADPH oxidase complex; plasma membrane
Molecular function (GO): superoxide-generating NAD(P)H oxidase activity
Source: RefSeq, a predicted model, not a curated record